This is a messenger RNA of Phaethon lepturus (White-tailed tropicbird), 824 nucleotides long. It is a transcript of the gene GPX8, whose product is annotated as glutathione peroxidase 8 (putative). NCBI's taxonomy places the organism in Eukaryota, Metazoa, Chordata, Aves, Phaethontiformes, Phaethontidae. The record is from RefSeq and is a predicted model, not a curated record. Gene Ontology annotation, molecular function: glutathione peroxidase activity. Bases 6 to 638 code for a protein of 210 amino acids. Gene Ontology annotation, biological process: response to oxidative stress. The transcript has 3 exons.
CGAAAAUGGAGCCUCUCACAACUACUUACACUCUGAAAUACUCAGUGCCCAAAGCCAGGGUCUUUGUUGUCUUUCUGUCGAUGGUUUUGUGUACCGCCAUUCUCUGCCUGCUGCAACUCAGAUUUUUUACACCUAAAAUCAAAGAUUUUUACUCUUUUGAAGUCAAGGAUUCACGAGGAAGGAUUGUUUCCUUGGAGAAGUACAGAGGGAAAGCAACUUUGGUUGUAAACGUGGCCAGCUACUGCCAACACACAGACAAAAAUUACAUCGCACUGCAAGAACUACACAGAGAGUUUGGUCCCUCCCACUUCACUGUGCUGGCUUUUCCCUGCAACCAGUUUGGAGAAUCAGAGCCUAGUUCAAGCCAGGAAAUAGAAUCUUUUGCCAGAGGAAACUAUGGAGUAACCUUCCCUGUUUUCCACAAAAUCAAGAUCCUAGGAUCAGAAGCAGAGCCUGCCUUUAAAUUUCUAAUAGAUUCUUCAAAGAAAGAGCCUCGGUGGAAUUUCUGGAAGUACCUUGUCAGCCCUGAGGGUAAAGUUGUGAAAUUCUGGAGACCUGAAGAGCCCAUAGAAAGUAUCAAGCCUGAAGUAACAUCAUUAAUCAGGCAGAUUAUCAUGAAAAAAAAAGAGGACCUCUGAAAAAGCCAUUCAUGCUGUGAAUCCAUUCAACAGUAUGGGUACACAACGUUACUACAUUCCUGGGAAAUGCUGCUAGAAGUUAAACCAGCGGUGAUUUUACUUCAUUUUGGUGUUAGUGUUUUCAGCUACACAAUGUCUAUUAAUGUUGGAUUGGCUCCUGCAACAGCCUUGAGAACCACUGAGGUU